This is a messenger RNA of Endocarpon pusillum Z07020, 2277 nucleotides long. RefSeq names its product Palmitoyltransferase akr1. The transcript has 4 exons. Lineage: Eukaryota; Fungi; Ascomycota; Eurotiomycetes; Verrucariales; Verrucariaceae. Bases 1 to 2277 code for a protein of 758 amino acids. Gene Ontology annotation, biological process: protein palmitoylation. The record is from RefSeq and is a predicted model, not a curated record. Gene Ontology annotation, cellular component: Golgi membrane. Gene Ontology annotation, molecular function: protein binding; palmitoyltransferase activity.
AUGGUAUCCACACCUCGAGCGACCUCUGCAGACGCUGCUCAUACUCCUUCAACUCUCAGCUCUACAACAGGGAAAGCCGCAGCAAACUCCUCAGAAAUAGGCCUGGGAGAUGUCGAACUCAGCAACGUACAGAAUGGAUCUGCGAAUCCUCCAAAUAACCCUCUGGAGUACGAUAUCAUGCAAUGCGCCCGGCUUGGAGAGACCGGCUUGAUACAGAAGAUGCUCGAGACGGGAAGAUCUCAUGCGCAAUACAAAGAUGCGGAAGGCAUAACACCUCUCCAUUGGGCUGCCAUCAAUAACCAAUAUGCGACGUGCGAGUUCCUCAUCAAAGCCGGCGCAGACGUCAACGCCAAAGGUGGAGAGUCGGGCGCGACGCCUGCUAUGUGGGCAGCUCAGAGGUGUCAUUACUACGUUGUGAGCUUGUUGCUUCGGUCUGGGACCGAUCCUCUCCUCGUUGAUGGUCAGGGCUACAAUAUCCUCCAUCUUGCAACCAUCGAUGGCAAUGCCUUCCUCUUGGUCCUGCUUCUCCAUCAGGAGAUUCCUGUCGACACCACCGAUCCGCAAGGCCAUACUAGCCUGAUGUGGGCAGCAUACAAGGGGUUUCCCGCCUGUGUGGACCUGCUACUCCGGUGGGGUGCAAAUGUGAACGCAACAGAUGAAAAGGGACUGAAUCCGCUGCAUUGGGCACUGGUCAAAGGCAGUCAGCCAUGCAUACAGAAGGUGAUUGAGUACGGUGUCGAUCGUUUUGCCCAAACACUCGAAAGCAAAACCCCUGCCACGGUGGCCGAUGAGAUGAGAUCGACGAGGAUGUGGCAUCGAGCACUUUCAGAAUGUGGCUAUGAUGAGGACGGCAAUCCGAAGACAUUGCCCUUAGGCUUGACGUCCCUUGUGAAGGACCGACGCGUGAUGGCUAAGUUCUUCUUUCUCUGGCCAUUCCUGAGCUUGUGGGUUGCCAUCUCCAUACUCAGUGGAAUGCCGAUCUAUGCCGGCCUGCCCAUCACAGUCGUGGUGUCAUUCGUGCUCCAGAAGUUUGUUGUAUAUCUUGCUCAAUGGGGUCCAUCAGAAUACCGCCAUAUCCACCAUACGCCAUUUCUAGCUGGAGUUUUUGCAGGAACCCUUUUCUGGGUGGGCAUUCGGUGGGUCUUUUCGAUUGUGCCAAUAACAUUUACCUCACAUCCGGUUUUCAACAUCGUCUUCGCCACAUCCUAUGGUCUCACGACCUACUAUUUCUUCACCUCCCUCCUCGAGGAUCCAGGAUAUGUGCCCAAACUGCCUAGCCGAAACAGUCAGAAGAAAGCCAUUGAAGAGUUAUUCAGUCUGUGGAAAUUCGACGAAGACAACUUUUGUGUACACUGCAUGAUCCGCAAGCCGUUGAGGAGUAAACAUUGCAGGCGUUGUGGUAGAUGCGUUGCUAAAUAUGAUCACCAUUGUCCAUGGAUCAACAAUUGCGUGGGCACCAACAAUCUGCGCCAUUUCGUUCUUUAUCUUCUUUCCAUGGAGAUAGGCGUUAUCAUCUUCAUCCGGCUCGUCCUCUUCUACAUCGACCUCCUUCCCACCCCGGCCUCAAACAACAUCCAAUGCAACAUCCUCCCACCCAACCUCUGCAGUCUCCUCCUCCGCGACCCCUGGACAAUCACCCUCUCCCUCUGGACCUCAUUACAGCUCAUCUGGAUCACCAUGCUCCUGGUGGUGCAAUUCGUGCAAAUCUCCCGCAACCAAACCACAUAUGAGAACAUGAAACGUCACAUCCAGUAUCAGCCACAACCGCCAAUCGGAGGCGUCGUGACAGCGGGUCUCGUCUCCGGCUCCACGAGUCUCGGCCCUGAAGGUGCCGGCAUGCUUGGUAGCUCGAAUGCAUCUGCCAGCGCUGCUCAGAGGAAGAAGGAAGGCUUCUUGUCUCAAUGGACGAAGCUUUUGGGGCUGGAUGCUUUUGUGGCUACUGCCUCUGACACCUCGGCUACAGCCAACGGCAGGAGGAGACGGAGGGGGAAUCCAUACUCCAGGGGUGUGGUGACGAAUUGUAGCGAUUUCUGGUGCGACUCCACCGCGCCUUAUUUCGGGACGAGAAAGAGUGGAGCGGGGAUGGCGGUGGGAGAGGGGAUGCUGGGUGGCCAGGUGGUCGACUAUGCGAGGUUAUAUGAUGUUCCGAUCAGGACUACGGGGAGGGGAGGACGAUGGUGGAGGGGAGGAGGGCCAGGGAGUGGGAGAAGGGAUGGAGGGAUGAGGUAUGAGGCUGUUGGUGAUGGUGGUGGAGAAGAGGAUAGGGAGGGUGUUUGA